AAUGAACAUAGUGCUCUUCCCUCUCAUUGACAGCGGCCAUCAAGAGCUCACGCCAGGUUUGAAUGAUUUAACGCGACAAAUGACUAUAAGGAUGAGGUAUAAGUGAAUGGUCGAACAAUGGCCACCCUGAAUCAAAGAGACAUUAACCUCGUCACCAUCUCAAGAACUCCAGCGAUUACCAUGCGACGCUCCAACAACUUCACGCGCUUGCUCUUGUGUGUGAUGUUCUUUCCGUUUUGCUCAAGCCAAGACAACAUAACAGAAGGCACGAUGAUCGAGGACCCGCAAACUCUCGUGUCUGCCGGCAAGGAGUUUGAGCUCGGCUUCUUCUCUCCAAAUAGGAGCUCCGACUCCAGGAGGUAUGUGGGAAUAUGGUAUUACGGGUCAGACCCUCCGAUUGUUGUUUGGGUGGCCAACCGGGACGACCCGCUCAUCGGCCUCAAUGCAUCAUUCGGCGUCAUGGACGGUGACCUGCAGUUGCGCCACAAAGGACCAGCGAUCCGGUUGAUCAAUGUCAGGGGUUCCAGCUCUUCAACUCUGGUUGUGAAGCUUCUUGAUACAGGGAAUCUAGUGCUGUUGGAAGACGACAGGAGCGAGACGGUCCUGUGGCAGAGCUUCAAGCACCCGACCGACACCUUCCUACCUGGGAUGCUGAUGAUCAACGACUUCAAGUUGACUUCUUGGGCAAGCCAGGAAGACCCGAAAAAGGGGAUGUUCACGUUUCAGAGGGAUCAAGAAAGUGGCAGUAGCGAGUACAAAGUAGUCCAAGACUUGUCUCCUUACUGGAGAAGUGGGGUGUAUGGCGACUUCAUACGAGCCGAUGAGAAUAUAGAUGAGAUCUUUCUUUUGCUAGCCAAUAUUUCUCUGGGUCGGUUGGUCAUGAACCUCACCGGCCAGAUUCAGUACUUCAGUUUGAAAAAUGGGACGGAGCCAGUCUGGUCCGAGCCAAAGGACAAGUGCAGCGUGCUCAAUGCGUGUGGCAAGUUUGGGAGCUGCAACAUUAUGAAUGGUAACGAAACCAUGUGCAGGUGCUUGCCAGGUUUCAAGCCGGCACAAUUGGAUAAUAGAACCCCAGUGUACUCCAGCGGGUGCCUCAGGAAGUCGUCAAAAUGCUGCGGGAAGAACAGCAACGGUGUUGAUCAUUUCUUGAGUCUGAAAAUGAUGAAGGUCAGGAAGCCGGACAUGCAGAUCCGGACCGAAAACGAGGAGAAAUGCAGGCAAAAGUGCCUCCAUGACUUCAGAUGCCAGGCUUACUCGUUCAUGGAGGGUCAGAGCCGAGCGAAAGAUACAUGCUACACUUGGUCAGACUAUCUCGACAAUAUUCAGGAGUUUGCCCGAGAUGGUCGCGACCUCUAUGUACGAGUGCCGCUUUCAGACAUAGAAUCUACUAGCAGGAGCUUUGGAACUUGUGGCACUAAUUUAGUCCCCUACCCUUUAAGCACGGGACAAAGCUGUGGCGAUCCACUAUACUCUGCAUUUAACUGUAACAACAUAACUGCCCAGCUUUACUUUGAACUACCCAUGGAUAGCUACAGAAUCACUAGUGUCGAUCCAGAAGCCCAAACAUUUACCAUCCAAGUCAACGAUGGAUUAAAAUGCAUGAGGGAGGAUCUAAAGAAAAUCAGUCAGCAGCUUGACCAGUCCGGGCCAUUUGCUGUGAGUGGCGGGUGUAUUGGAGGACAGACUAACUUUAGCGCAGAUGCCUCCCUUCGAAGUGUCAGGUCGAGCGGAGUGAAAAUUGUGUGGAGUGAUCCAAAGGAGCCACUCUGCAAUUCAUCCAAAGACUGCGAUUGGCCACAAUCAACUUGCAAGAGCGCAUCAGAUGGAAUUACAAAUACUUACACUUUCUUUUCCUAUAACGUUGAAGGAGGAGGAUCAUCGCAGAAAAGACAGAAAGCGAAACCUGUAUAUAUAGCUGCUCCUGCGGUUGCUGCAAUUUUCAUCCUUGUAUUUGGUGGCUUAUUUUACAUGAGAAGGCAGCAUGGGAGCAGGGAAAGCACUCUAGAAAUUCUUGACUUUCGUUUAUACGAGAGCGAGAAACGGAUCAAAAUGUGGAUGGAUUCAUGCCAGUUCGAGGAGGAAGAUAAGAAAGGCAUAGAAGUGCCAUUCUUUGACUUAGAGAUUAUUUUAGAAGCGACAAAUCACUUCUCAGACGAGAACAAACUUGGAAAAGGCGGGUUUGGGCCUGUUUACAAGGCUACUUUUCCAAGAGGACAGGAAAUUGCAGUAAAGAGACUAUUGAGUGGAUCGGGACAGGGCUUGGAGGAAUUUAAGAAUGAAGUCGUCUUGAUUGCCAAAUUGCAGCAUCGAAAUCUCGUCAGAUUAGUAGGAUAUUGCGUCGAAGGAGAUGAAAAAAUGUUACUAUAUGAAUACAUGCCCAACAAAAGCUUAGAUUCUUUCAUAUUUGAUCGAACAAGGUGUUCCUUGCUGACUUGGGAGAUACGCUUUGAGAUUAUCAUGGGAAUUGCACGAGGAAUGCUCUAUCUCCACCAAGAUUCAAGGCUGCGAAUCAUUCAUAGAGAUCUCAAGACGAGUAACGUUUUGCUUGAUGAGGAGAUGACUCCGAAAAUUUCUGACUUUGGUCUGGCACGUAUAUUUGAGGCAAAACAAACUGAAGCAAGCACAAAAAGGGUGAUUGGAACAUAUGGAUACAUGUCUCCGGAGUAUGCUUUAGAUGGAUUUUUUUCUUUCAAAUCCGAUGUUUUCAGCUUUGGAGUUGUGGAGAUUGUUAGCGGAAGACGUAACACAUGCUUUUAUCACUCUGAAGGAACACUGAGCCUUCUCACUCAUGCAUGGAAAUUAUGGAAUGACAAUAAAGCACUGGACUUGAUGGAUCAAGUGUUGCACGAAACUUGCAACAGAGAUCAAGUCUUGAAAUGCAUAAACGUCGCGCUUUUAUGCGUGCAAGAUAACCCCAGUGAUCGUCCCACGAUGUCAAAUGCAGUUCUCAUGCUCAGUAGUGAAACUACGACUCUUCCAACUCCGAAACCGGCUUUUGCAUUUAGGAUAGGCAUCUCUACAACAGCUUCUACUUCCAGCAAAUCAGAGUCAAAUGCGGUGUUAUCGACUACUCUGGAACAAGGACGGUAAACUUGGAUCUUCGUGGAAUUCAUUCCACAUCUCAACUGUACCAGGCAUUUGUUUAACUAGGAAUGCCUCAAUUUUUGCCCCAUGAUAGUCCUUUCUCCAACAAAAUACACUUCUCUCUAUGUUGAUUGCCGGUGCUUCUCCUCGGCCUAAAGACUGCGAUACUAACAUCACAAAUCGGCUUCUUCAUCCCAGGAGUAGCUUCUUUUCUUGUCAUUUCUUGUACUGUUCAUUCUUAAGAAUAAGUUUCUUGUGCUAAAAUUGAGUUGUGAAAUCAAUUCCCUUUUGGGUUAUAGUCA
Molecule: messenger RNA, 3386 nt
Organism: Eucalyptus grandis
Lineage: Eukaryota; Viridiplantae; Streptophyta; Magnoliopsida; Myrtales; Myrtaceae
Product: G-type lectin S-receptor-like serine/threonine-protein kinase At4g03230
Biological process (GO): protein phosphorylation; recognition of pollen
Molecular function (GO): protein kinase activity; ATP binding
Source: RefSeq, a predicted model, not a curated record